Messenger RNA from Cladophialophora yegresii CBS 114405, 1632 nucleotides. RefSeq names its product CAMK/CAMKL/CHK1 protein kinase. Gene Ontology annotation, molecular function: protein kinase activity; ATP binding. NCBI's taxonomy places the organism in Eukaryota, Fungi, Ascomycota, Eurotiomycetes, Chaetothyriales, Herpotrichiellaceae. Gene Ontology annotation, biological process: protein phosphorylation; mitotic G2 DNA damage checkpoint signaling. The record is from RefSeq and is a predicted model, not a curated record. Gene Ontology annotation, cellular component: nucleus; site of double-strand break; cytoplasm. The coding region runs from base 1 to 1632 and encodes 543 amino acids. The transcript is spliced from 2 exons.
AUGAACGGUAUACCUCACUCUCAGUUGGCCCCUCUGCCGACGAAAGUACCCUUUCGCAUUGUCUCACCCACGAUCGGCUCAGGUGCAUAUGCAUGCAUCAAGAAAGCCGCUCCUCUCAACACGGAAGCCCCCGUCUUCGCUGUCAAGUUUAUCAACAAAACCUAUGCUCAGAAAUAUGGCAGGAUCAAGCAGAAGCAACUCGAGAUGGAGAUCUCGUUACAUAAACACAUCGGCGAGCACAAGAAUAUCAUUGAAUUCUACGACCAUGGUGAUGACCCGGCAUGGGUGUGGAUAGCAAUGGAGCUCGCUGAAGGAGGAGAUCUCUUCGACAAAAUCGAGGCCGACGCGGGUGUCGCCGAAGACAUCGCUCAUGUCUACUUUACCCAACUCGUCAGCGCCAUCAGCUACAUGCACGAGAAAGGCGUGGCCCACCGAGACAUCAAACCUGAAAAUGUGCUUUUGUCGGCAGAUGGAGACCUGAAACUUGCAGACUUUGGCAUGGCCACCCUUUUCGAAUAUCACGGCAGGAGGAAGCUUGCGACAACUCUGUGUGGCAGUCCACCCUAUGUCGCUCCCGAGGUGCUGUCUUGCAGUACACAAGCAGGAACUAAGGGAACCGGUUACGCCGCUGACAUGGCAGAUAUCUGGUCUUGCGGUGUUGUCCUGUUCGUCUUGCUCGCGGGAAAUACUCCCUGGAGCAGACCAGUCGAAGGCCGAGAUGAGUACGGCCGGCUGAACGAGUUCAGCGAAUACGUCCAGAGCGGUGGAAAACCAGAAGAUGAGCUGUGGGAAAGCCUUCCUCAUCACGUGCUAUCUCUCCUUCGCGGCAUGAUGAGAGUCGAUGUGAAGAGUCGGUUCUCAAUGGAUGACGUGCGUCGGCAUCCCUGGUUCAAGCGACCCAACAAAUUCAUCGACAAGAAAGGACGCCUAAUAGAUCCGAUUGCUGUGGCCACAAACAUGUUUGAGUCCCUCCGAGUCAAUCUUGAUGCAGACCCGUUUGCAGGAACACAGAGGAGUACGAAGAUGGAUGCUAUGGACAUCGACGAGGACGUAAAAUCCAAGUUCGCUUCGACCCAACCAGUGACACCUGCAGAAGACAUGCUGUUCGACUGGGAUCGGCCGAAGCACCCUGCUAUGACAAGUACCCAGCUGGUAGCUGAUCUUGCGAUCGCCUCGCAAUCAAUCUCGACCACGAAAUACCUUGAGGAUGAGCCAUCUAUGUCGCAGUUCCAAUCAAACCCUUCUGUUCCUCUAAGUCGAACCCAGAUGGCUCGACGAUUUGCCGACGUCCUUCCUUCGGAACGUAUGACGAUGUUCUAUUCGGAAGGAACGCUGGACCUGCUUGCCCCAUACAUUUCUGACGCUCUAAGCCAGCUAGAGAUGCCUCCUCCAAACUUACCUAAACCCACAGCGCAAGAUUCCGAUUGCUCGAUCAAAGUGAAAGGGCAAGAUAGUCGAGGCUGCCCCCUGAGUGGUACUAUCGCAAUGGACGUAGUCAAGGCAGAGACCAAUGAGCAGCCGUUGGUAAGAGUUCUGUUUGUGAAGGCAUCCGGUGAUCCGUUAGAAUGGCGGAGAUUUUUUAAGCGUGUGGCCGUGCUGUGUCAGAGGGCUAUUGUCAAACCGGAAUUUUGA